AUGUUGUUCCGAAGCCAUUUGGUGUGGCUUGCCCACGCUCUUCCGGCAGUUGCACACACUAUAACCACGCCUACUUGUGAAUCUGAGAACUUGAUUAAGGAUGUGAAUUUUGAGACCAUUGAUCUCGAUGAUAGUGUGUGGACUGUCCUACCCCCUAACGGCGGUGCCGCUGUUGAUGGAUACCUGCAUCUGAGUGCUGAAGCUAUCCAAUCACAGACCCUGUUGGUCCAGACAGUUACCGGCGCCGUUGCGGAAGAGAGCUAUACUGUCUCUUUCGAUUUCCGGCAGAAAGCUGGCUCGGUUGUUGAUACAACCACUUGUACCGUGAAUCUCGUACUCAACGGCGCAGAUGUCGGCACCAGCACUCUCGCAGCCGGCUCCUGGAAGACCAUCUCCAAGGAAUGGACGACUGCUAGCUCAGAUGUCGACAUUUUCAUCAUGAUUGAUUGUCCUGAUGCGACAACCUGGGGCACAACAGUGGAUGUGAACAACAUCUCGUUCGAGAAGAGCUGUGGUUCAUCCACCUCGACCAGUGUCUCGGUCCCUACCAAGACUCCAUCGAGCUCGUCUGUGGCUACCAGCACUCCGCUUAUUCCUUCUGCCUCCACAUCUGGCCACACCAGCUCCGUGGGAUCGGGAUCUUCAUCGCACGUCUCCUCUGUCUCGCCAAGUAGCACUCUAGGUCCUAUUACCCUGACCACCACCAUCAUUGGGCCUGUAGACCCCACCUCUACCAGUGCCAUUGAGUCCUCGGCCUCAACCUCUGGUGUACCAGCAUCUUCUGAGCCCGCCACACUGACAACCACUAGCACCGGGCCCGUAGACACCACCUCAACCAGUGCCAUUGAUUCCUCGGCCUCGACCUCUGGAGCCCAAACAUCUUCCGAGUCCAUCGCACAGACAACCUCUGUGUCUGAGGGGCCUACCAGCUCUUCCCCGGCUGGAACCCCUACACCGGAUAUGACAACCUCUACUGUGUUCACCACCCGCACUUCAACUAUCACAGCCUGUCCCUCAACUGUCACCGACUGCCCGGCCACCGACAAGACAACUCACGUUACAACCGAGACUAUCGUCCUCUCGACCACCAUCUGCCCCGUUGAAGACGUAACAACCACUACCGAGGGACCUAGCCCUACCGGUCCAGCUGGAACCCCUACACCGGAUAUGACAACCUCUAGUGUGUUCAGCACCCGCACUUCGACCAUCACGGCCUGCCCCUCGACUGUCACCGACUGCCCAGCCACCGACAAGACAACUCACGUUACAACUGAGACUAUCUUCGUCUCGGUCACCAUCUGCCCUGUUGAAGAUGUAACCAGCACUACCGAGGGACCCAGCCCUACCGGCCCAUCUGGCAACGGCAACGGCAAUGACUACACAGUCUCAACAAUCUUCUCAACCAGAACCGUAACUCUGACUCAAUGCCCGGCAACUGUGACCGACUGCCCAGGCCGUGACCAGACAACACACGUCACGACCGAGACCGUCGUUGUUGGUACCACUUCGGUCCCCAUCAACACCGCCGUGACUACCACAGCACCUGGCGCAGUGUACACAUCAUCUGUUCCUGUGCAGACGACGGAUGUUGUUGUUGGCACUGAGACGAGCACUCUGACUCUUUACUCUGUCAUCACCGCCACAGGCUCGGCCACUACCGAGGGAGGUGUUGUCAGUGAGACUAGUGUUUCUCACGUUGGUGGAAAUGGAUCCGAUUCCGAAGGUUCGACCGGUUCUAGCUCAGGCGUCUCCCCUGGCACCAGUACCGGCCACCCCUCCAUCCUACCCAGCCUCACACGCACACGCAUCAGCUCAGCUAUCCCUUCAAGCCUCACCCGCAUCCACACAGCCACUCCUCCUACUACCACGGGUGCAGGUGCGGACGCAGGCUCAGGAUCGGGCUCUACCACUGAAAGCAGCAGCCCAGCAAGUACAUCACCCGUGUUCAAUGGUGCUUCGUCCUUCACUAUUUCUAGCGCUGUGUCUGGCUUUGGCGCUCUCGCCGCUCUCGCGCUUUUCCUUUGA
Penicillium vulpinum is the source of this 2025-nucleotide messenger RNA. RefSeq lists its product as uncharacterized. The record is from RefSeq and is a predicted model, not a curated record. Lineage: Eukaryota; Fungi; Ascomycota; Eurotiomycetes; Eurotiales; Aspergillaceae. The transcript has 2 exons. Bases 1 to 2025 code for a protein of 674 amino acids.